GUGGUUGGUUCUGAGGACACGGGUCCAACCCUCCUCUUAGUCCCACAUCCAGAUCACGUUUCUCAGUCUGCUCAGAACUCAGUCCGGACUUGGGUAUGGACACUCCUGGGAAAGCAGAGGUCACACAGACUGAGACAGAGAAGGUGAAUCCAAAAUCGAGUGAGCAGGACCCUGGUAGGUGUUGGAGCUCCUGCCUGAAGAGAAUACAGGCCUGGGUACCCCAGAAGUACCAAGAUGAGCUGACACAAUUGCUUAAACUGGCGGGGCCGGUGGUGAUUUCCCAGAUGAUGAUCUUCAUGAUCAGCUUUGUCAGCACCGUGUUCUGUGGCCACCUGGGAAAACUUGAACUAGCAGGAGUAACGUUAUCGAUCAUUGUGGUUAAUGUCACCGGUCUCUCCAUCGGUACAGGCCUGUCCUUAACUUGUGAUACUCUCAUAUCUCAGACUUAUGGAAGCGGUAACCUGAAGCGUGUGGGGGUGAUUCUCCAGAGGGGGGUUCUGAUUCUGCUGCUGGCUUGUUUCCCCUGCUGGGCCGUCCUCGUCAACACCGAACCUCUGCUGCUCGCCGUCAAACAGAACCCAGAGGUGGCCAGACUGUCUCAGAUGUACGUGAACAUCUUCAUGCCUGCACUGCCGGCUGCUUUCAUGUACCAGCUACAGGGAAGGUAUCUCCAAAAUCAGGGAAUAAUUUGGCCCCAAGUCAUAACUGGAGCAAUCGGAAAUGCACUAAAUGCAGUGAUCAACUAUUUCUUCCUCUAUCAUCUGGAGUUGGGUAUUGUUGGAUCGGCAGCAGCCAACGCCAUCUCACAGUACUUACUGGCCGUGGUGCUGUUUGUUUACAUCUGGGUGAGGGGUCUUCACAAGGCCACAUGGGCAGGCUGGUCCCUCGACUGUCUCCAGGAGUGGGGCCCGUUCAUCAAACUGGCCAUUCCCAGCAUGCUCAUGCUUUGUUUGGAGUGGUGGAUGUUCGAACUGGGAGGGGUCCUGUGUGGUGUGAUCAGUGAGGUUGAGCUUGGCACUCAGUCCAUCACAUACCAACUGGUCGUUAUAGCAUAUAUGUUUCCUUUUGGAAUCUCAGCAGCUGCCAGCGUUCGAGUUGGGAAUGCUCUUGGUGCAGGAAAUGUUGAGCAGGCCAAGCUGUCCAGCAAAGUUCCCAUCAUCUGUGCAUUGAUUAUUGCAUGUUUUGUUGGAGCCGGUUUUGGCGCAACUAAAGACGUCAUCGGACACAUUUUCACUUCAGAUCAAGACAUCUUACAGCGGGUCGCUGACGUCCUGAUCAUAUUUCCCUUUGCUCAUCUUGCUGAUGCUGUCGCAGGAGUCACUGGUGGAGUCCUCAGAGGAGCAGGUAAACAGCUGAUCGGGGCCUUCUGCAACCUGGUGGGUUACUACUUCAUCGGCUUCCCCAUUGGCAUUUCCCUUAUGUUUGCAGUCAAGAUGGGGGUUGUGGGACUUUGGGCAGGACUCACAGUCUGUGUGUUUGCACAGUCGGUUUUCUUUGUCAUGUUUUUGUACAAACUUGACUGGAAGAAAGCUGCAGACGAGGCUCUUGUGAGAGCAGGAGUGCAGAUUAAAGAAGAUAACGAGUUGACCAAUAUGGAAAAUACAGACUGCAAUCAGCUCAGCGCUGCAGAAUCAAGUCCUGACCCAGAGGACCACACAAACGAGGAAGUGCAGACUCCAGACCAGCAUAAAUCCACCUCCAUCACCGUGGGAGAUGUUCUGUCCAAGUCUCAGCUGGUCGUGCGGCGAGGCCUGACAGUGCUGCUGAUGCUCACAAUCCUCGCUGCUGGACUCGUCAUCUCAUUCAUCCUGACUAAGCUGCUGAAGUGACUUGCCUUCAUGAUGUAAAGCAGUCAGAUGCACACAUAGGGGACCGUUUCCUCCUCUCUCAGAAGCAGCAGAUGGCAUCUUUAUGUGGGAUUUAGGCAGAAAGUGUCUGAGUUUUUAUUAACCCUCCCACUGUCCGAAUGGGUGUGACCCAGUGAGGAAAGUUGACCGUUGAGCAGGGAUGA
Messenger RNA from Nothobranchius furzeri (turquoise killifish), 2011 nucleotides. Its product is annotated as multidrug and toxin extrusion protein 1. Lineage: Eukaryota; Metazoa; Chordata; Actinopteri; Cyprinodontiformes; Nothobranchiidae. Gene Ontology annotation, molecular function: xenobiotic transmembrane transporter activity; antiporter activity. Gene Ontology annotation, biological process: xenobiotic detoxification by transmembrane export across the plasma membrane. Gene Ontology annotation, cellular component: membrane. The record is from RefSeq and is a predicted model, not a curated record.